AUGGCUAAUUGCAGUCCUGAUAGAUAUGACAUGCGUGAUUUGAAUAUGGAAUCAGACAGGCUAGCGACAGUAGCCGAGCCUCCACCUAUCUUAAAUGGAAACGAAUUGGAGGCGUCUUUCGAGACGAUGUCCGAUAUUCCACCAAUGUAUUUUGGGACGGAAAACAGUACGAUGGUCACAUCGCAAAUAGGUUCUACAGCCCUGGUACCUUGUGCGGUGCAUCACAUAGGAGAAGGAAUGGUAUCCUGGAUAAGACGUAAAGAUUAUCAUUUGCUCACGGUGGGUUUGACGACUUAUUCAAGUGACGAAAGAUUUUCAGCAAUACAUCUACAACAUUCUGAGGAUUGGACACUGCAAAUAAAAUUCGUUCAAGCAAGAGAUGCUGGAAUUUACGAGUGCCAAGUAUCGACGCAUCCUCCAACGAGUAUAUUUAUACAUCUCAAUGUUGUGGAGGCGAGAGCAGAAAUAUCAGGCCCAACCGAGAAGUACCUAAAACUGGGCUCCACUCUCCGACUGGCCUGCUCCGUGGUCCAGAGUACGGAACCGCCGAUCUACGUCUUCUGGUACCACAACAAUCGGAUGAUAAAUUACGAUGGCGACCGCGGCGUCAACGUCACCACCGAGCUGGCGCUGAAACACAGCGCCCUGGUGGUGACCACGGCGACGCCCAGACACACGGGCAAUUACAGCUGUGUGCCCAACAAUGCGCUGCCGGCCAGCACUUAUGUGCACAUUCUGAAUGGUGAAAAUCCCGCAGCAAUGCAGCACGGAGGCCGAGGUUUUGCCCUUCUGACCUCCCAUACAACCAGAGGCGAGAGCAGAAAUAUCAGGCCCAACCGAGAAGUACCUAAAACUGGGCUCCACUCUCCGACUGGCCUGCUCCGUGUCCAGAGUACGGAACCGCCGAUCUACGUCUUCUGGUACCACAACAAUCGGAUGAUAAAUUACGAUGGCGACCGCGGCGUCAACGUCACCACCGAGCUGGCGCUGAAACACAGCGCCCUGGUGGUGACCACGGCGACGCCCAGACACACGGGCAAUUACAGCUGUGUGCCCAACAAUGCGCUGCCGGCCAGCACUUAUGUGCACAUUCUGAAUGGUGAAAAUCCCGCAGCAAUGCAGCACGGAGGCCGAGGUUUUGCCCUUCUGACCUCCCAUACAACCAGGUUACUAAUAGUAGUGAGCAUAACAUUGGCAAAAGUUUGCUAG
Ctenocephalides felis (cat flea) is the source of this 1209-nucleotide messenger RNA. Its product is annotated as protein turtle homolog B-like. Gene Ontology annotation, biological process: synapse organization. NCBI's taxonomy places the organism in Eukaryota, Metazoa, Arthropoda, Insecta, Siphonaptera, Pulicidae. Bases 1 to 1209 code for a protein of 402 amino acids. The transcript has 8 exons. Gene Ontology annotation, cellular component: neuron projection membrane. The record is from RefSeq and is a predicted model, not a curated record.